Messenger RNA from Solea solea (common sole), 6139 nucleotides. RefSeq names its product RAD54 homolog B (gene rad54b). Gene Ontology annotation, molecular function: ATP-dependent chromatin remodeler activity; ATP binding; DNA translocase activity. Gene Ontology annotation, biological process: reciprocal meiotic recombination; double-strand break repair via homologous recombination. The transcript has 16 exons. The coding region runs from base 271 to 3084 and encodes 937 amino acids. The record is from RefSeq and is a predicted model, not a curated record. Gene Ontology annotation, cellular component: nucleus. Lineage: Eukaryota; Metazoa; Chordata; Actinopteri; Pleuronectiformes; Soleidae.
UGUUGACGUAUUAUACGUCUUCUUCUUCUUAUAGAAAUAAUAAUAAUGCCUUCUACACUUCGAAGGUCUUACUCAAAAUUCAUUUUUACGCAGUUCCGUCUAAGAUACUAAACGCACCACAAACAUUAUGACCACGCCUCCGACGUCACGUAAGGACAACCAAUCAGCUUCUUCAAAAUAUUCAGCGGGAGAAACUGAACAGGAUGUAGAGACUGACUCCGAGGAAACUCUAAAUGUUGUCAACAAACGUUAGGUUUGUCCGGCAGAAUAAUGAGACGCUCAGCAGCUCCCAGCCAGCUCUUUGGUAAUGCAGUGAAAAAGCCUAGAUUUGUGCCACCUGGUGCAUCUACUGUCAUUGAUUCCAAGCUCCUUUCCCCUAAACUUGGAUUAGGCAAUGCACUGGAAAAGAUCCAAAGAAGCCUGGCAGCACCAGUACCUAGUACGACCGGUGGUGAUAACCAGCUCAAAGCUGCACAGCCUGCUCCAGCCUUGUCCAGGGCUCUGGCUCGUGUUCUCAAUGUGACAGAAAGCAAGGAAAAUGAUGCCAAGCCGGAAUAUCCUGAAACUGACACAGACUUUGCAGAAAGAAAAAGAUUAGCAGGAGUGAGCGAUUCUUCUCAGUUGACUCCUGGGUCUCCUCAAACCCCACGGCCCUCUGCAGGCUCUGUUGGAGCUGCAGGCGUGGACUCUGUCUGCAGUCAGGACGGAGCGUGUUACUUCAGUGUGAUGUGGUGUAAAGCCAGUAAGAAGAAACACAAGAGGUGGGAGGGUGAUGCCGUUCUGGUGACGAGAGGACGCACAGUCACACUUAAAGACAUGGAAGGAAAAGACAUUGGCAAAGGUAGUGGCUACAAGGUGUCUGUGUUGGCAUCUCUUUCUGAGGGAGAGACACUGAUGAUUGGUGGGAAGGAGGUGGAGGUGAUGGGGGUCAUUUCUGCUGAGGACUAUGCCAAGGGACGCUGUUUCCAAGAGGUCCAAAUCGAGGAAGAGGAGCCACACACAAAGUCAGCUCCACCCAGUUCUCGCCGAUUUGCAUCCAAACCGUUCUGCCCUCCAACACAGGCAGGAAGAGCUGAGCAUCCAGGAGUUAAACCAGAGCAGGAACAAACCAUAAGACCUCGCCAUGACCCUCAAGCUCCAGGUGCACUGGUGAUGCCUCGACCCUCUGCCAACCACCAGUGGUCUAAUAACAAGUCAGGGCUUCCUGUGGUCGAUGUUGUCGUUGACCCACAUCUGACCACUCACCUGAGACCCCACCAGAGAGAUGGCCUGCUUUUCCUCUAUGAAUGUGCCAUGGGCAUGAGAGCUGUGGGUCGACACGGUGCUAUCCUGGCUGAUGAGAUGGGUUUGGGGAAGACCCUCCAGAGCGUGGCACUGUCCUGGACGUUGCUGAAGCAGGGGCCUUAUGGUGGAAAACCAGUUGCUAAGCGUGUCUUGGUGGUGACACCUGGCAGCCUCGUGCAGAACUGGGGAGCAGAGUUUAACAAGUGGCUGGGCCGUGAGAGGAUCAGUGUUUUCACUGUAGAUCAGGACCACAGGAUAGAGCAGUUUGUGUUAUCUCCUCUGCACAGUGUUCUGGUGAUCAGCUAUGAGAUGCUGCUACGCUGCCUGGAGCAGGUACAAAAAGUGGAGUUUGGCCUUGUCAUUUGUGAUGAGGGUCACAGAUUAAAGAACAGCAACAUCAAAACAUCCUCUGCUCUCAGUAGCCUCAGCUGUAACUGCAGGGUCAUCCUUACAGGCACUCCAGUACAGAACGACCUGCAGGAGUUUUAUGCUAUUAUAGAGUUUGUUAACCCAGGGAUUCUUGGGUCAUCAACUGCUUAUAGAAAAGUGUAUGAGGAACCCAUUCUACGCUCCAGACAACCCUCCUGCACGGAGGAGGAGAGGGUUUUGGGAGAAGAGCGAGCAGCCGAGCUCUCUCGCCUGACUGGCAUGUUCAUCCUGAGGCGGACGCAGGAGAUCAUCAACUGCUACCUGCCUCCUCGUCUCGAGUGGACGUUGUUCUGUGACCUGUCCUCUCUGCAGCUGGAGCUUUACAGGCAACUCCUAUGUCAUCGAGUCUUCAGAGCCUGCCUUCAGAGCUCCACACAGACUCACACACACUUGGCCUGCAUCACUGCACUGAAGAAGCUCUGUAACCACCCUGCUCUGCUCCACUCCACUGUCAAGGAGAAAACCGACCGCAGGUCAGAGGAGAGUUCAAUGUAUGAUGGAUUGGCAGAACUCUUUCCAGAAUCCUACUCUUCAGGAGGAUUCAACACAAGUGAUUCUGGAAAACUCCUUGUUCUGUCAGACCUGCUGGCUGCCAUCCAGCAGCUCAGCCCUUCAGACAGGGUGGUCGUAGUGUCCAACUACACUCAGACGCUUGACUUGCUCCAGGACUUGUGCGUACAUAUGGGCUACACCUUCUGUCGACUAGAUGGACACACACCUACCAACCAGAGACAGCGGCUGGUGGACAGUUUCAACAGCUCCUACUCUCAGAACUUUGUGUUUCUGCUGAGCUCUAAAGCAGGAGGAGUGGGGCUUAAUCUGAUCGGUGCUUCACAUCUGGUGCUCUACGACAUUGACUGGAACCCUGCCAAUGAUAUUCAGGCCAUGGCUCGAGUAUGGAGAGAUGGACAGAAGAAGACUGUGCAUAUCUAUCGUCUCCUCACUGCAGGAACUAUUGAGGAGCGUAUAUUCCAGAGACAAGUGUCCAAACAGGGGCUUUCUGGGACUGUGGUUGACCUGGGCAAAGGGGCGGAGCACACCAGCUUCUCCACCAAUGAACUGCGAGAUCUUUUCAGCCUAACGGACACGCCCUCUCUAACUCACGACCUGCUGAACUGCAGCUGCAGCAUGGACGGGUCAGUCCCAGUCAUCGUAGAGGAGGAGGAGGAGCAGGUCAGUGAUCGGCCAUGCCAGCUUGGUCGUCAGGGUGACCGUGGAGGAGCGGUGGCGCCGAAGCAUCUCAGUAUGUCCGAGCUUAUGAAGUGGAGACAUUUCUCCGGUGACACACACACCUUCUCAGACCCCUACCUCGACUAUUCACGUGACCACAUCACCUUUGCUUUCCAGACCACCAUUUCACACACAGCUUGAUUAAUACAGACUAGAUGACACACACACACACACAUUUCAUACAUGUUUGUCCUCUGCCUUUCUGAGUGUUCUUUGUCCGUAGCCUAGUUACAACACAUGGCGACACACUUAACAUGUUGAGCAACUUGCCAACAAUAGUCUCCAACUGUUUUUAAUGACAAUGCUUGUGAGAUUCUGUAUUUUGUCUUGGGGCAAUUUCAUAUUUAUUUAUUCAAAAAAUUGGUUCAAUUAUAUUAAAUAAAUGAUAUUCAAAAGGAAUGUAUGUCAGAAAAAAUACAUUAAACAUUUUCGUUAUUGAAUUUGUUGAGCACAUUAGAUGCAAGUAUGGAGUGUUUGUGUUCGAGUUACGCUUUAUAUCCACAUAAGCAUGGAAGUGAGGCACUUUCAUGUCCAUCAAGAGUAGUAUUUUCUGUGUCACUGUGAGGAUUUGUUGUGUUGACACAGAACCUGGGUGCUACGGAGAGAACGUGUUAACAGUCAUUCAUACAACUGUAGUUAAUGGCCGUCUGCGCAGAAUAGAGGCAAACAAGGCCAAGCAUGUUUUCACCUGAAAUUUGGUGGGGUUUUAGAUGUGGGACAUCUGUGGUCUUUGUUGGGUAAUAACUGGAUCUCUGGAUGUUGAAUGUACUCUUGAUGCAUGUAACAGUUGAAGGGCUGAAACCUUUCAGGGUGUGAAGUGCAUUGGGAACAGUGUCGUGAUUAUGCAAACACCUGAAUUCAAUUGAUUGAUGCCAGUUUUAGGCCAGUACUAGAGUGAGCUGCACUUGGACAUAGCACUGCCUCGAUCUAGGUAAUAUACUCACUACAAUGUGGGGGAAAUAUCUGAUUGUGCUUUUCAAGUCCAGCCUUACUUCAGUAUUCAGUGUUUUAGAUUUAAAUGUUAAAGAUAUGAAUGGUUUCCAGCAUUUAUGUAUAUUGUUUUUAUAUAUUGGAACAACGAACAGGAAACAAUCAAAAAUGUAACCAUUCAAUUAAAAAGUAUGUUGAUCUAAUAAUUACUAUUACAAGUGAAGAGAUCUAAAAUUGAUUGCACAAAUGGAGAAACAAAUGGAAACAAAUGGACUAAAAGUCACAGUUUUUAUUAUUCAUGGAUUCACAAACAAAGAAUAUUUCCUUUUAAUCCACCAACUGACUGUCAGGUUAACCUUGGAGCUGUGCUACUCGCAUCGCUGAAACCUACAAUGUCAACCACAAACAAAGUCCAUGAGUCAAGACAAUAAAGAGACUGAAACCAGUAGCAACUGUCACCAAGCAACUUAUUUACAGCUGUGACCCUGGCCUGGUUUUAGAAACCUACUGUUUGUUUCAGAGCAAUCACUUUCUGUGUCACAACCUUUUGCUAUUGUUAUGGGACACAUGCCUGACAGACAAGUGUCACUUGUCAUGGAAUUUAUCCGUCUUUCCUUGCAAAGCUGCUCCCGGGCUGCCUUGCCAAUAUCCCUCCUCUUUUAAAGCCCGUCCGAUCAAAGACCAGGCGUUUGGAUUGAAUGAAGGACUUUCUACUGCUGGUUUAGUCUCUGAAUGUAUUGUAGCUGGUGAGACAUCUGGUAUUAACAUACAUUCAUUCAGUAUUCAGUGUGAGAGUCAUUGAUGCUCCAGCUGUGUGUUGUGUUAGAGCAAAUAUAGAGAAUACGAGGGCAUCGAUACUGACGGACUGUACGUCACAGGCUUGGAGCAGCUGUGUCUGUGCUGCAGGGAUUUGACAUGUUGACUCCAGGUGUGAUAGCACUAGACUGAAUCCACUUUAUUGUCAGCAGACUAAUUGAGAUGAAACGAGUAGUAUGGCAGAGAGGAAAGCUGUGGCCUGCUCUGUUUUAGCACUACAUCAACAUGUGAUAUGAUGUAUGAGGUGGAAUCUACUGCAGCACUGGAGUGAAGAUGUAUGGUAUGGAUUUAUGGCUGUAGCACAAAUGUUUGUUUAAACUGGAGUGUGGAGCUGCAGCUGUAUACACACAAACACUCCCUCAGUCAUGUGAGCUGUAGGACACGGCAUACUAAUACUGUCUUAUUGUUUCUGUUCAAAAACCAAACAGACGCAGAAUAAUAACAUUAGGGUUAGGGUUACCACUGCAGCUUUAACAGAGAUUGUGUACAACUUCUUAGCUGCAACAGAGUUAGCUGUGCAUGUAUCUUCAGUCUAACCCAUUUACAUUUAAAAGAUAUUCGGAACGUCACACCAUUUCAGCAACAGAGAAGAAUAUGACUACUUCACAACAUGACGUCGAAACAGAGGCAGAAUAAUAACAAUUAAUCAACAACAAAGACAAAUAUCACUAAAAGCUAUGCACUGCAGCGCUGAGCAAAAGAAGAAAUUAAAGAGGUCACUCCUCAUUCUGCAACCACCUCCUGUCAUUCAACACCCUGCCAAUCUUCAGCCAGCCAGACCACAACACCACCACCUCCCCCCAUCCACCCAUCCAUCCACUCCUCCAAACCCUGGUCUUGCUCCAGCACUUAACAAGGAUUUAAUGUCAUCCAAUCAUCUGUCGGUAAAAACCAGAUCAGAGCGGUAAUACAGAGCAGCAGGUCCAGUCCCUGAUACCAAAGUCCUGAAAUAACAACAGCAGUAAAAGCAGCAUAAUCCCACAUUUACUGUAAUAACUCUCCAUUUCUCAGUCUCUCUCUCUCACAUACACAUGCACACAGUGCUUAGUGAAAUGAAAUCUGCUGUGAGUGAGGACACGAUGUGAUGCAGGGUCUCUGUGGUAAUGUGUGUACAUUGUGAGAUCAGUUAUUUACAAGAACUGAUGGUUUCCAUCACUGGUAUCAGCUUUGCAAAGAGUACAGGGUCUGUAUUUUAUAGCACUUUUCUGGUCUUGAUGACCACUCAACGCUGCUGUACACUACAGUUUUUUGCCAGUUUUUUGCCCGACGCUGCCAGUACAGCUGUCCGGAGCAUUGCGGGGUCACCUCAAGUGCCAAAUGAGAGGGUUCUGCCAGGAAGGACAUAGCAAUCUCUGUCAAAUAAAAUGUGCAGAUCUGCUGUGAGUCACAGAACAAGUACAUGUACUGUAUGUGAAACAUAAAAGUAUUUUUAUUAUCAGUUAAUUAUCAA